CUUUACCCCCAAUGUCUCCGACCAGCAUGACACCACCAAUGUCUCCCACCAGCAUAACACCACCAACGUCUCCCACCAGCAUGACACCACCAACCCAGUCUCCAGUGACCGAUGGGCCAAACAUAGAGCUCGAUUGGCCCUCAGACUCGGACUCAUCAACUCCUCUCAACUGGGGUUCUCAAACUUCUCUAGACCCGGGUUUAUCGAAUUCAUCAGCUUUUGCAGUCAUUGACUCUUUUUUUGGGCCCGAACCGAGUUUCGAGGGCCUUGGUCCAAGAAUUCAGUCCACAGGAGGAAGACAAGAAUCCCUUCUAGUGGGGAGCUCCGGUCUUGCAGGUGAUGAUAUUGUCUCGAUUACCGCGAAACCUUUGGAUAUUUCGGCCCCAGAAAAUCCGGAACAUCAUACAAGCGUCAAUGUAGAAUCAUCGACAGCUACGGUGCAGACUCUACAGGUAUGAUCUCAUAACAGACUGUGGCACAUUGAUACUAACUGUAUAUCAGGAGCACAUUCUUUCGCUAGAGCAAAAGCUGAAGGGAGAGGUUUUUCCUGCGAACCAGGAGUUAACGGAAGAGAGGAUGGUUGAGAUUUUCUCUGACCUGGGUCGAAUUGAGAAAGCCGGAACCAUACCACUUAGUAUCAUUCGGGAUACCAAGAUCAGAAGGUUGCUGAGAAAAAUCAAAACGCUCGAGAACAUCCCAAGUGAUCACAAGCUUCAAAUCGAGGAACGAGUGAACCGCUUGCUUACAAGUUGGAGUAAGCCUGCUACCCUCUCGACUACGCAAGCUCAAUCCAAGCCCACCCCACAGCAGACGGUCAUUGAUCUUACUGGAGCGGACAGCAAUGAUAAGCAUGUUACACCUCCCGGUACGCUAAAAUCCGGGCUCCUAUCCCCUUCAAGCAUAGGUAAGUGUCCAUUUAUAUCUGAUCUUGGCUAGACUAACAAUGGAUGACAGAUUCUGAUCCACCCAUCAGCACCGAGACGAACUCACGCUCUACAUCUAAUGAGAAUCUCAACCCCAAGAAGAGAAAGCGCUCUGCAGGUUCUAGUAAUUCAACUGCUCUAAGCAAACGUCGGCAACCUACGCGAAAGACUACGACCACGGUAAGAAAGCACUUUGGGGAUGAGAUAGAUCACAACAGUCGAAGUUUAGCAAGGGUGGAAAAGAACCUUCAUGAUUGUAAAGCAGACUUAGUUGCUAUAGAGAAAAGGAAGGCGAGGUUUCUCGCAGAGAUUGAAGAAGAGAGGAAGGAGGUUAUACGGCGGGAAAAUGAGUUCCUCGAGUCAAAGGAAGACAUAGUGGCCUGGGUUGCCCGUAAUGAAGUGGUGUCAGAAGAAUGGAAAUCGCGGUAGUUUUCUAGGUCAUCUAUUAAAU
Messenger RNA from Hymenoscyphus albidus, 1374 nucleotides. NCBI's taxonomy places the organism in Eukaryota, Fungi, Ascomycota, Leotiomycetes, Helotiales, Helotiaceae. The record is from the annotation of a GenBank genome assembly.